Malurus melanocephalus (red-backed fairy wren) is the source of this 8628-nucleotide messenger RNA. RefSeq names its product midline 1 (gene MID1). The record is from RefSeq and is a predicted model, not a curated record. The coding region runs from base 275 to 2278 and encodes 667 amino acids. Gene Ontology annotation, molecular function: protein binding; zinc ion binding. NCBI's taxonomy places the organism in Eukaryota, Metazoa, Chordata, Aves, Passeriformes, Maluridae. The transcript is spliced from 10 exons.
UUCAUAGGCUGCCGAAAGAAGGUUGGGAAACUUGACAUUGUCUUAGGAUUCUCCCCAGCAAAGAAUAAAAAGCGGGGGGAAAKAAUAGACAGGGAAGAGGAGGGAGGSAAACUUGCUUACGGUGGGAAACUUGAUGGAUUUCUGCCCUGCCGACAGCAGCGCGGUGUGAGCAGCCCCUGGCCGGCUGGAUGGAUGAUGGGAAUCUCACCAUGAGGCAGAUAGCUGAUCAGCUUCCCUGGAUUUCGCUGACGCCACAGGAAAGCUUUGCCUGAAGAUGGAAACACUGGAGUCAGAACUGACCUGCCCUAUCUGUCUGGAGCUGUUUGAAGACCCGCUGCUGCUGCCUUGCGCUCACAGCCUCUGCUUCAGCUGYGCGCACCGCAUCCUGGUCUCCCACUGCGCCACCAACGAGCCGGUGGAGUCUAUCACCGCCUUCCAGUGCCCGACCUGCCGCUAUGUCAUCACCCUCAGCCAGCGCGGUCUAGACGGGCUCAAGCGCAACGUCACCCUGCAGAACAUCAUCGACAGGUUUCAGAAAGCCUCCGUCAGUGGGCCCAAUUCCCCCAGCGAGACCCGCCGGGAGCGGGCRUUCGAUAACAACAGCAUGUCGUCCUGCGAGAAGGUGCUGUGCCAGUUCUGCGACCAGGACCCUGCCCAGGAGGCGGUGAAAACCUGCGUUACCUGCGAGGUGUCCUACUGCGAGGAGUGCCUGAAAGCCACUCACCCCAAUAAGAAGCCAUUCACYGGCCACCGGCUCAUCGAGCCCAUCCCGGACUCUCACAUCAGGGGAUUAAUGUGCUUGGAGCAUGAGGAUGAGAAAGUUAACAUGUACUGCGUGACUGACGACCAGUUAAUCUGUGCCUUGUGUAAACUGGUUGGGCGACACCGUGACCAUCARGUGGCAGCUUUAAGUGACCGCUAUGACAAGCUAAAGCAAAAUUUGGAGAGUAACCUCACCAACCUUAUCAAGAGGAAUACUGAACUGGAAACUCUUCUGGCAAAACUCAUUCAGACCUGUCAACAUGUAGAAGUAAAUGCAUCCCGCCAAGAAACCAAGCUGAUGGAAGAAUGUGAUCAACUCAUUGAAAUAAUCCAGCAGAGACGACAAAUAAUCGGAACCAAAAUCAAGGAGGGAAAGGUGGUGAGGUUGAGAAAACUGGCUCAGCAGAUUGCAAACUGCAAACAGUGCAUCGAGCGCUCGACGUCCCUCAUCUCUCAGGCUGAGCAGUCGCUGAAGGAGAAUGAUCACGCUCGCUUCCUGCAAACAGCUAAAAAUAUCACUGAAAGGGUUUCCAUGGCAACUGCAUCCUCCCAGGUUCUAAUUCCUGAAAUUAAUCUCAACGAUACUUUUGAUACUUUCGCACUUGAUUUUACCAGGGAGAAGAAAUUGUUGGAAUGUCUCGAUUACCUUACAGCUCCCAACCCACCCACCAUUCGAGAAGAGCUCUGUACAGCUUCUUAUGAUACCAUUACUGUGCACUGGACAUCAGAUGAUGAGUUCAGUGUGGUCUCUUACGAGCURCAGUACACCAUCUUCACUGGACAAGCCAACGUUGUUAGUUUAUGCAACUCAGCCGACAGCUGGAUGAUUGUUCCUAAUAUCAAACAAAACCACUACACGGUGCACGGCUUACAGAGUGGCACCAAGUACAUCUUCAUCGUUAAGGCCAUCAAUCAGGCUGGCAGCAGGAGCAGCGAGCCUGGCAAGCUCAAGACAAACAGUCAGCCAUUUAAACUGGACCCCAAAUCUGCUCAUAGAAAAUUGAAAGUGUCUCACGAUAACUUGACAGUGGAGCGGGAUGAAACGUCAUCCAAAAAGAGCCACACACCAGAGCGAUUCACGAGCCAAGGGAGCUACGGAGUCGCUGGCAACGUGUUCAUCGACAGCGGGCGGCAUUACUGGGAAGUGGUUAUAAGCGGGAGYACGUGGUAUGCUAUUGGUAUUUCCUACAAGUCAGCACCGAAGCACGAAUGGAUUGGGAAGAAUUCUGCCUCCUGGGUGCUUUGCCGCUGCAAUAACUCGUGGGUGGUGCGACACAACAGCAAAGAGAUCCCCAUCGAGCCCGCGCCCCACCUCCGGCGCGUCGGRAUUUUGCUGGACUACGACAAUGGUUCCCUUGCCUUUUAUGACGCUUUGAACUCCCUACACCUUUACACUUUUGACAUUACGUUUGGCCAGCCGGUGUGCCCCACGUUCACGGUGUGGAACAAAUGUUUGACCAUUAUAACUGGCUUGCCUAUCCCUGACCACCUAGACUCCUCUGAGCAGCUGGCGUGACCGCCCAAAGCCAAAGGUAGGGCGACACAUCUUCCCAGGGCGGCCAGGCGGCAUCCCAGACAGAACUGCCAAAUCUGGGCAAAACUGGCAAGGAGAGAACCUCUCUUUCUGUGUAUUUUGUACUGAAGGACAAGAAGUGGCUUUAAUAAUAUUCUUAGGACUUCCUUUUUCAGCUGGUUUUGUUUGCUUGGUUUUGUAUUUCAUCUCUUACAGGAGAAUUUAUAAAUUAUUUAUAAAAUUGGAAAAAAAAAAAAAGAAAGUGAAAGCCUAGUUUGGACACCUGGGAAAUCAAUUUUUGGUUUUUGGGUUUUUGUUUUGGUUUUUUUUGCACAUCGGUUGUCCUGUUAAUUGAAGUUUCAUCAGCCUUUUGCAAAAUUUUAUUUUGCAGUGGAUAAAAAUARUACAUUGGAAGGAUGAAAACUGCACAGUGGACAAGUCAGUAUACUGCAGGUUUUAUUUGUGCCAACAUUAGUGGUCUCAUUACCAGCCUUGUCGAGUGYGAGAUCUCCCAAUUUCUACUUUGCACGUAGGGGUGUGAAGACCAAAAGAGCAAAAAUAAGCAAGAGAGGAAGUGGAGCUCUCCAACACAGCAAAAAUAAAAAGUUAAAUUUACUUCUGUUCACAGGGCAGUGCUCUCUCAGUUCAUAAAAAACAUGUGGAAUAUCUCCUAGAAAUGUGAGUGGAUAAAUGAUCUGGUGAUUUAUUUUAUUGAUGGCAAUAUUCCCAUCUACCAGUGCUUCGUUUUCGUCUUUGGGAAAUGUUACAGAAUCACUGAGGAUGUGGAAGACUGAUACCAUCUCUGAGAAUCAGCAACACUGGAGGAGAACAGCCAAUCCAAGGUCUGACUGUAGACUAAUUUGAUAAAGCUCAGCAUCAUUUAAGGAUUGAUUAUAAUAGAAGAUGUCACAGUUCUGAUGGUAGACAUGUGAAUGCUCAUUGCUGAUUUUCCAAGGUUCAACACAGCGAGCCCAGCCAACAGCUCGGAAGUGAGACAUGCGCCACUUCACCAUUGGUUUUAAAUUAAACACAAAUGUUUCAUUGUCAUACACUGUGUGGUGUCUAUAACAAAGCAAGGAAAUCUGUUUUACACGUGCUGUACGGAGAAACACUGCAGCUGGAGUUUGCUUACAGUUACCAUUGUCCCAGGUUGUUUUGGAAAGCACAGUCCACUUUGUGAAUCAGGGCUAAAGAGCAAGCUCUCAGCAGCAGAAAUCUGCAYGGGGAGACCCAAUGUUCAUACUGAUGUUGGUAUGAACUGAAGAACUUCAGUGCAGGCAAUAGAGGUUGUAUGUAAUUUAUCUCAGAGCUGAACCAGGUGCAUUUUUUUCUCUUUACAGAUAGAAGCUUUUUGUAAUUAUUGCAAUKCUUAUGUAUAAAUGAUCAUUUUGGGAGAUACUAGAGGCAUAUGACAACUUUAAAGGAAUGGUUUUCUUAGUGUUUUGUUGUUACUAUGCAAGUGGUGAAAAUCUGCCUGUGUAGAGAAAGGAUAAAUUGAAUAUCAGCUUUAAAGAUUUGCUCAGUAAUUUAUGACCAUGCUUUAGGUGUCUUUUGAAAAAGAUGCCUUAAUGCACUUUGUUCACUAAUGGGCCCAAAAUAAAAUGGUCCCAAGCUCAGCUUCAGAUUUUUAAAAUACUGAUUAUCCAGGUACAAAGCUGUACUACAGUUUGCCUUAUGAUUAUAUCAAAAAGUUGUGAACAAGAUGAGGAGAGUAUGUACAUGCCCAUUUGGGUUUUUUUCUUUUUUUAAAAAACAGAAAAUAAAUAACUUUCCAUGUUUCUUUGAUUUCCCUUUACAAGCCCUGCUAAGUGCUGAAUUAAAUUGAGAAAAAUCUGACGGUACAUUGCUGGUACCAUGGCUUUCAGGUGAGCAACAUCCYAUAGUUCACAGGUAGGAGCCACUGACCUUCCCCAAGUAGUCAUAAAAAGGCAAAGUGUGGACAUGUAGUGAACCUCAGUGUUUAUCAUAGUGUCUUUAAUAAUCAAGAAAUUUGUACCCUCAAAAAUUAAAAAGGAAAUAAGUCCCCAAGCAUUACAUUUUAAAAUUGAGUACAAUGCUACUGAUAAAAUCUGAUAUACAAUGCCCAGAUGAUCUGSCCUGGGAUAUUAGGGAAGUAGCUGAGAUGGUAUGAACAUUUUGAAAAUGAGUUGACUGAAGAUGACGUAUGCAAAGCAGUGAUAAAAGAAUGCGUGAAGAAAGGACUUUUAAUCUAGUAUUGUUGCCAAGAUUCUGCCUAAAAGGAAAGAGUCAGUUACCAAAGUACAUGUAGCAAGGCUGUGUAUCUUCUCUUUUGCCAGAAAUAUUAAAUCUAGAAGCUGAUUUCAGUAGUGGAUAAACUAAAAACACUGCUCAGUGUUUGGUUAUACAAUGUUGGCAGAGAUUGAGCUGGAAGGAACUAAUACCAUGAAUUUGUAGAGGUCCCAAAUGAUUUCACUUAUUUUCAUUGUAAAGAUAGAGCAUGAGUCUAAAGACAGAUCAUGGUUUUGGCCAAUGGAAAAAGGAUGGUCUGUUAUCUACAGACCUUGCUGUAUCAUCUUUAUUUUUACACAGAAUACUUCAUUUGGAGCUAAGCCACAUUUCUCCAGUGCCCUAUUAACUCAGUGCUCUUUGUGCAUACGUGUUUGGGUACAUAUGUACACAUAUGUAUGGGCAUACACACACCAGAAUGUGCACAAAUACACAAAUACAGUGUGUAAUUUGUGUAUAUACAUACAUAUGUGUAUAYACAUACAAGGUGACAACAAUUAGUCAGGUGCUCCUUUUUUGCUUGUUUCUUGAACAAUUUCCURUUCUGUAUGACAAUGAGGAAACAAGUCUGCUAUGAAUGGUGUUCUUCUGGACAUUUUUUAACAAAAAAAAAUCUGUUUAUUUUACAAUACUUGAUUCAAUGCCUGAUUAAUCAAUAAAAACUUCCAUUUGAAAAUGUAGCUUCUCUGGUCUGUGGCAUUUUGCAUGGUCCAUAGUAAUYAAUUGAAAUCUGGGGGAACAAGUAAUCCUUGUAUAAAAAUAAAACAUGGUACUUUAAUGUAGCAUGCAGUCUUAGAAGAUUAUUUUUCCCUUUUUUUUCUUUUUUUUUAAACUAUUGUGACUAGGAAUGAGGUAGCAUUGUAUAAUGGUGUGUUGAACAAACACAGAUUUUUGAGGAAUAAUCUGCUGAGAUGCAAGCAAUGAAUGUGGUAGAUAAAGUCUGUGUUGGUAUAGUGAUUGCUUCAACAGUGUAUUUAAAACCCAAUUUGGGAUUCAGCAGAAGUAGAGCAAACAAUAGCACAAUCUCUUUAGAAGAUAGUAACAGCUCAGAGUAGUCUUAAGCUUGAGGUAAUGGAAGGGUGGGGGACUGUUUUGCUCUAAGACCAGAAAAGAUUUUCCAUGUGUUUGACUUUCAUGUGUUAAUGCACAUCUAAUAGRGAAAAAAAUCAUUCUGGAAUCAGCUCUAUGUCAUAAAUUAUUYAGUAGACUGUCUCCAGUCUACUGUAUUUUCCCAUUGUUGGCUUUCAGAGAGCAAUAAAGUUGCUGCAUUUUCUGCCAUUAGUUUAUUUCUGUCAGUUUUGAGUAUCCCAUUUUUCAAUUGCUCAGCAAAGAGACUCCCAAUGAGCAGAGGCCAAAGAGUAGGAAGCAUAAAAAUCACUCAGGUCACACUGUGAAAAGCAGGAAAUCUACAAGUACAGGUGAAAACAUGAACAUGGUGCUGUUUAGGCCACUAAACAGCAGUGAGCAUCAUCUGUUUUUGUUCUGUGUCUUAAUUGCAAACACUAUAUUCUUUACAUGUUAAAAAACGCAACAGGACACUGUUGAGAGCACAAAUUAUAAUGUCAGCUCAUUAACCAGUUCAUUUUGAGAUGGCCAGCAUUUAURCCACCAUGAAGGACUGUGGGAGAUUCCAUUAAAAUAUUAAUAUCCAACACAGUAUGAUAAUUUCUUUUUUAAGUAUUCUCAUAAAGCAGAUGUCUAGUAGUUACCAGAUUCUGCUUUUAAUUGCAGCAGCACAGUUUUCAGAUAAGCCCAUGCACCAAAACAAAGUGAGGAUUGCUAGUGGCUCCCAUCUGUGUCACCAAAACCAAAGUUAUCCAUUUUAGUUGGAAAUGCUGUUUUAAUUUGUUCUUUGGAGUGAAGAAGUGCUGGACCCACACAGGAAGUACACGYCAGUAGCUCAGUAACUGGCCAGGGCACACCUGGCCUGAGGACAUUCAGUGGGGCAUCUUUGGGAGGCUGGUGACAAACAAAAAGGUGCUUAUGCAGUGAUGUGUUGGGAGCUUUCCUCUAACACCAUCUCUGAUGUAUUUUCACAUACUGAUCCUUCUAAUAGUGGAAGUUUGCCUUGAGAUAUAGGGAUUAACAUUGCAGUAUUUUCCUGUGUUGCUGAGUUGGUUGCCCAUAUAGAAAUGAGCACAAUAUUUCUUUUGUCUUCUCCACAUUGAGGGAAGUCCUGCUCACUUCCAAGUGCUGAUGGUGUGUGUUCUAGAUUAUACUGAGCUAUUUGCAGUUAUUGUGCUUUCUAAAACAAAAGAAACCCUCUUUGCAUUUUAAUCYUUGAUUUAGUACUUGAUUUUCAUAUAAAAAAAUUAGGAUACUAAAGCACAAUGAUGUUAACAAUGCUUUCAGUGUGGCUGAGACUCUUGGUUUGGACUGUGAGGUUUAGGGCAUCUGUGUACGUAAAUCAAACCUCUGUGCCAGAACAGACUGAUUUGUCAUUCAUGUGGGAGUUGAAUAGUGCAGGUGCAAGUGUUUUCUUCUGAGGUAGGCUUUUGCAUUAACUCCACUCUUUGAGUGGAAUAUUCUGUUUCUUUAAUUUUUUUAAUUGGCUUUCUGAUUCAAGUGCAGWCCCUGUUAAUGAGGCUGUAAAUAACACAAUCAUUCGUCAGGUUACUUAUUUUAGCAAGCCCUGCCAUGUCAUGUGCCUCUCGCAAGUCCCUGAACACAUCAGCUACAGCCAUAAUCUUUGCAAAAUCACCUCCAGUGUUAGGACUGGUGCUUAAGCCAYUCACCAAGUAUGUGAGCUUCCCAGGUGGGAUUCAUCCUGCUCUGAGUAAGGAACUCUAGCACAAAUCAUAGUACCAUUUAAAGGUGAGGGACAUAAAUGUAUCACAAGGGUGAGAUAGGAAAGCUGUGGGCUUGAAAACCAGCUUGAAAACUAUUGAAGCAGUUCUGGUUUAGAGGCAUGGCAAUGUAUUAGGAAAUCAUGAAGUCUACUACUACAGUGUGAUGGACAGUGCUCCUAUGCCUGCUGCCACUCCUGAGAGAGGAAUGGAGUAGCCAAAGAGGGAGUUAUGGAGCAGUGCUGAGGGAGAUCACUYGGAGCGACAGAGCAGUUGAAAACCUGCCACCACUACCUGCCUUGGCACCAUGCUGCAGCCCUGCAAAGCAAGCCUGCACCUAUUCAUCCUUUUGUUCCWGCUCAGCCUCAACCCACAUUCCCAAAUGACAGGAAAAAUAAUAUUGCAAUUAUAUAUUUGAAAUCCUAACCUGAGUAAAAGCAGCAGGGCAGGGAUGACAGCCUGGGGCCUUGAUCCUCCUUUAUUCACCCAGAUUUUUWCAUCUGCUGACUUCAAAGGAGAUAGUGCUGAUUUACACAGAGGUAGGUAYGAGACCAUGAAUCUUCACUUUCCAAAGAGUCAAACCCAAGUGAAGCACGAGCCCCUGUGAGAACAGCUCAGACUUCCCAUUAAAUCAUGUCUUUGGAGAAAGCACUUUAGCUGCUAGCAAAACUGCAGUUUCUCAUGAGCUGUUUCCCAAGGCCAGCACAGGUGUGUUUUAAAAUGUCUGGUUCUUUUAAAAUGUAUGGCUCAAUAACAUUCUUCUUGGGUGAAUUGUUCAGGCAAUGCUUUGCUGUUUCCUCCAAGCAGUGUGGGAACAAUUCUCUUAGCAGGUGCUGCAUUACUUUUGUAAAAAUCAUCAGAGUGGCAGAUAUACAAUUUAUUAUAUAAUACUCUAGAACAAGGCUAUUGUUCUUGGACUUCCAUUUAAAAAUGGAUAAUAGCUAAAAGUUUAGAAGUCUGCUUCCUCUAACUGUCCCAACUUAUAUAGUUAUUUGAAAUCAUGGAGAUGUUUCCUUUUAAGGAAUAUCACCUCAUUUCUUGUUAAUACAUACAGACAGAUAGUAAUGAGGAGUAUCACUAAAAAACAUGAAUCCAUAGAAUAGCUACUAAUCAAGCCUUUAAAAGGCAGCAAAUGGAAGUUUUGUGUUUUGUAUAAUGUUAGUCAUUGAACAGCUAAAAAAAAAAGCUGUAGCUUUUUAGAUCACUGAAACAUAUAAAAAAUUACAGCUAAUUGCUACAUGACAGGAUGGAAAAAGUUUUCAUUAGCAUUUUUUUAUUUCACCUUCAUUUUUAUUUUACUUGGAAAACAGACAGUUGUAC